UAUUUUCUUUCAUGUUGUUCAAAUUGUAUACUCAAACAUAGAUAAACACACGGACAUUUUCAAUUCUCGUAGCUUUGAGAAAAAGAUGUCGGCGCCCGCCUCCGAUGGAAAGCCAAAAGCUAUGGAGUGGACUGAAGAUCAUGAUGUUAUUUUGCUUCGAGAAAUUCUGGCGAGCGAUUUGUUUUCGUUCAAAAAUGGAAGUUUUGCCAGGCAAGAAAGGUGGGAAUCGAUCACAGAAAAGUCAAAUCAAGUGAAGACACUCUGUUUUCAUCUGAAAGAUAAAAGGGCAGUAAGAGACCGAUGGGUUCUUCUCCAGAAGAAGUAUAAGGCUAAGAUGCAUCAAGAACAAACUGCAUGUGGAAUAUCUGUGGACGACAUGUCUGAAAUAGAUGUUUUGCUUGAAGAAUUCGUCGGGAAAGAAGAAAGCUUAAACAAAGUUGGUGAUGCUCAGUAA
Messenger RNA from Stylophora pistillata, 454 nucleotides. RefSeq lists its product as uncharacterized. Lineage: Eukaryota; Metazoa; Cnidaria; Anthozoa; Scleractinia; Pocilloporidae. The record is from RefSeq and is a predicted model, not a curated record.